Molecule: messenger RNA, 903 nt
Organism: Drosophila rhopaloa
Lineage: Eukaryota; Metazoa; Arthropoda; Insecta; Diptera; Drosophilidae
Product: serine protease 1-like
Exons: 2
Coding region: 28-840 (270 amino acids)
Biological process (GO): proteolysis
Molecular function (GO): serine-type endopeptidase activity
Source: RefSeq, a predicted model, not a curated record
UCACUCCUAGUUUGAUCAAGCAUCAGCAUGAAGGUAUUCGUUGUUUUGGUUCUGGCCCUGGCCUCCGCCUCCGCUUCGCUCCUGCCCCAGUCCGGCAUUGAGCAUCCUCGUGACAGGACCGCCCUGCCCUCCAUCGAAGGACGCAUCACCAACGGCAAGGACGCCGUGGCCGACCAGUUCCCCUACCAGGUGGGACUCAGCUUCUCCAGCUCCAAGGGCAGCUGGUGGUGCGGUGGCUCCAUCAUUUCCAACAGCUGGGUGGUGACUGCUGCUCACUGCACAGAUGGUGGCUCGUCCGUGACCGUCUACUUCGGAGCGACCGUCCGCACCAGCCCCAAGUUCACCCACACCAUCGCCAGCUCCGAGUGGAUCCAGCACGAGAGAUACUUGUCCCUGACCGUCCGCAACGACAUCUCCCUGAUCAAGACCCCCACCGUGACCUUCUCGUCCGCCGUCAACAAGAUCGCCCUGCCCGCCAUCGCCGGCAGCUACUCCACCUACUCCGGACAGACCGCCGUUGCCUCCGGAUGGGGCCUGACCUCCGACUCCGCCUCCGCCGUUUCCUCGAAGCUGCAGUACGUCGACCUCACCGUCAUCGACAACGCCGUGUGCCAGAAGACCUUCGGCAGCCUGAUCGUGACCAAGAACGUCAUCUGCGUGGAGACCCCCAACGCCUCCUCCACCUGCCAGGGUGACUCCGGCGGCCCAUUGGCUUUGGCUGGCACCCUCAUCGGAAUCACCUCCUUCGGAUCCGCCGGCGGCUGCGAGAUCGGCGCCCCUGCCGCCUUCACCCGUGUGACCAGCUACCUGGACUGGAUCAAGACCAACUCCGGUGUCUAAGCUUUGGGAAAUGAAAAAAAAAACUGCAAACUUUGAAAAAAUAUAAAAUAUUAUAAAAAAAUG